AUGAUUUUAACAGGAGGAACUAUUAAUGUUACGACUAUUUUAACCAGAUGGAAUAUACCUGUAUGUGUAACAUCGACGGUUCCUCUUGCUAGUGGAACGUGUAAUGAUAGAGGUUUAUGUAAAAAGGGAAUUGAAGUUGAAAAGGAUGAACAUAAAAAGUUAUUAUUA
This is a messenger RNA of Dentiscutata heterogama, 168 nucleotides long. Lineage: Eukaryota; Fungi; Glomeromycota; Glomeromycetes; Diversisporales; Gigasporaceae. The record is from the annotation of a GenBank genome assembly.